AUGGCCCGUCGUACUACCUCAAAGUACGAUGCGCACUGCCUUCUAAUACUCCCUGAAAAUAUCUCCCACCUUUUGCUUGCCUCCUAUGACUACAUUGUAAUCGGCGGCGGCGUUGCUGGCCUUGUGGUUGCCAACAGACUGAGCGAGAACCCGGAUGUUACGGUUCUUGUCCUUGAGGCAGGAGAAUUAGACUCGUCUGCAGACAUCGUCACGGUGCCGGGACUGAAAUUUCUCGACGGCCGCGUUCGGGACUACGGACAGGGCCAUGUGGUUGGCGGUGGCAGCAUUCUCCACGGCAUGGCCAUGACCCGCGGUUCCCGGGCCGAUUACGAUGCCUGGGAAGACCUUGGAAAUCCCGGCUGGGGAUGGGAAGGCCUGCUCCCCUACUUUGAAAAGAGCGAGACUUUCACUCCCCUUAUAACCCCUGAUCUGCCCAUCGAGCCGGAGAUGUCAUUCCACGGGAACAUGGGGCCUUUGUCAGUCAUCUAUCCCAACUUUUUCUAUAAUCAGACCACAAACUUCCUCCGCGGCGCCGCCGAGCUGGGGCUGCCCAUCAUCCACGAUCCGAACACGGGCAUCAUGGCAGGUGCCAUGGUUAUGCCGGCGACCAUGUCAGCCACCAACCAGUCGAGGGCCGACGGCAGGAGGUCGUAUUUGGAUCCCGUGCUCGACCGCCCAAACCUACACCUGGCCGUGCAGCAGACCGUUAACAGUAUUCACCUCAUCUCCAAAGCAUCGACGCCCCGGGCCUCCCCGCGGGGUAACGUGGUCUGCAAGCAGGAUGUCAUCCUCGCCGCGGGAGCCGUCAUCUCUCCGGCCCUGCUGCAAGUAUUCGGCAUUGGCCCUGCGGCUGUCUUGCAGGACCUCAAUGUCACCAACCUCCAGGAUCACGCCUUUGUCGGGGCAUUCUACAACUACACCGCGCCGGGCUUGUUUUCAGCCAACAAUCUCACAGGAAACACCCUCCACCAUGCCCAGGACGAGUAUUACACCAACCGCACAGGCCCAUGGACAGCACCACUAAUCUCCACCGCCGCCUUCCCGUUCCUAACCUACCUCCUAACUAUCACACCUAACAGCACCACCCUACCCCUCCUCAACCUCUCCAUCCCCCUUUCUACCUCCUACCUCCUAUCUCUCCCAUUGGGAAGGAGACACCCAACAAUCGAAGCAGGCUACUCCCUUCAACUAUCCCAACUCCAAACCCUCCUCUGGCACUCCGAAACCCCAGCGAUAGAAAUCAUGGCCGAGUCGAUCGGAACACUGGCCGUGGCCAUGCAGCGUCCCUUCAGCCGGGGCACCGUUCAGGCGCUGUCACACGACCUGUUAAUGUCACCCACUGCCCGACUGGCAACCAACAUCCGCCUCGACCCGCGGUACUGCGCCCACCCCGCCGACUGCGCUCUCCUCCUCGACGGUCUGCGCUUCAACGCCCGCUUGCUGACUACCCAGGCUAUGACCGAGCUGAUGCCGCGCCCGCCCGCGCCGUGGGAUUUCUUGACACCGGGUCCAGAUGGGCUUGAGGCCGUGGAGGAGGCCAUCCGCCAACGGCUGCAGACCGAGUUCCACCUGUCUGGCACCACCAGCAUGCUGCCGCUCGAGCUGGGCGGCGUCGUGGACCCCCGGCUGCUGGUGUACGGCACGGCCAAUCUGCGGGUUGUUGAUGCGGGCGUCAUCCCGCUGAUUCCUGCGGCCCAUCUGCAGGCUGCUGUGUAUGCUAUUGCUGAGAAGGCGGCCGAUUUGAUCAAGGAAGACAGGAACAAGCGCAACUAUCGUAGGAAAGGGUAG
Canariomyces notabilis is the source of this 1788-nucleotide messenger RNA. Its product is annotated as GMC oxidoreductase. The transcript has 14 exons. Gene Ontology annotation, molecular function: flavin adenine dinucleotide binding; oxidoreductase activity, acting on CH-OH group of donors. Lineage: Eukaryota; Fungi; Ascomycota; Sordariomycetes; Sordariales; Chaetomiaceae. Gene Ontology annotation, biological process: secondary metabolite biosynthetic process. Bases 1 to 1788 code for a protein of 595 amino acids. The record is from RefSeq and is a predicted model, not a curated record.